AUGUUGCAUAAACUGAUGUUAUGUCACCGGCGCGGCGCCGGCGCCGACGCCUUCGCAGACGUACGGCAAUCUGCAUACUAUUUACGUGCGCGCGCAGCCUUAGUAUGCGAACGUCGUGUGGACGACGCUUGUCCUAUAAGCCCUCUUCCAAAUGUCACGAGCUCUGAAUUAGGACUAAAAGAAGGUAGUUGUGCAGUCGGCGAUUUGGUAUACAUGGCCGGCGACGAGUUCCCCGGCUCCACACCUUGCGAGCGCUGCUCCUGCGCCGCGGGCGCGGUGCAAUGCGAGAAGCAACGCUGCGAGCCGCGGCCCGGCUGCAAGGCGCUGCACCGACCCGAUCAUUGCUGUCCGACUUACCAGUGUGAAUGCGAACAAGAAGGCCGUGUAUAUGGUAAUGGUGAGAAGCUGGUGGACCCAGCGGACCCUUGCCGCGUUUGUUACUGCCAGGGAGGAGAGGUGGUUUGCCGGCGAAUUGCUUGCUUCGUGAGAGAUGACUGCCGGCCGCGCCUAGUCCCUGGCCGAUGUUGCCCGGAAUAUGACAACUGUCCUCUCAGAGGUGUGACAUCUCUGCCCGGGAUUUCACCAUCGACGUUAAGUUUAUCUACAGCUGGCGUAUUGAUAUCCAGUGCAGUUCCCACUGUACCAAAGGAAAACAUCAAACAGGAGAUAACUAUUAAGGAAAUUACCCCCGUCUCUGAGAUACCAAUUAUAACUGAUGUAAAAAUUAAAGAAAUAUUACCAUCGCCCAGUAGCGAGGUCGGCGAAUACUCGUCUUCAAAAUCUCCUCUUAUUCCCCGAGAAGCGACAUCGGAGAAGAAUAUUGCGAAUCAAGCUGAACUUACGGAACGACCGGUAGUAAUUGAAAUACAUCCAUCUUCUUCACCUGUAGUAAUUUCAUCAUCUUUAACAUCGGUGCCUACCACGACAAGCACAGAUAAUUUUUCAACUAUUAAUUUCACUAAUGAUGCAACACCUUCUAAAAUUAGUUUUUCUACACAAGAUUCUGUAAAUAGUGAAAUAUAUCCUUCAAAUGUUCCUAGUGUAGCUACAGCAGGUUCGUCGUCAGUUAAUUUUGGUGUGUCAACAACAACAACAACUACUACUAAAGCACCUGUUAUAAUAGAAGAAGAAGAUACACCCUUUGAUCAUAAUCCAGCUUUCCCGCCAUUACCAGAUGAUUUGUCUGUACUAGGUAGUCAUGAUGAUGAAAUUAUGCCCGAAACAAAUGUUGAUAAUGAGCAUAUUCCCAGUAGUCAUGAAAUUUUAACCAGUACUACUACAUCUACUGAAGCCUCUACUACAAAGAAAGUACAGGUAAAGGUAUUUAAAGAUAUUCCCGAAGAACCAUUGACAACAGAGAAAACGCCAGAAGUUUUUACUGUUUUUACGGAAUCAAGUACAGUUCCUUUAGAGGUUAUCACUAGUACUGAAUUUUCGAGUACAAAAGAAAAUUCAAUGCUUAACCUUAGAUCUGCUAUUCCAACUGAAAUACUAAAUUUACCCUCAUUGGUACCGGAAGAUAUAACUGGAGAGUUAGAUGAAAUAGAAACAACAUUAACUACCCAAUCUACACCAGUUAGUACGACUGCUAACACACCAAAAUCUGAAUCAAAAACAGAGAACCCGAAAAGUGAAAUAGAACCAAGAUCCAGCACGGAAAAUGUAUCAGGAUUUGAUGUCGUAACACCUAAAAGUGUUGAAACUACAGAAUUCUCAUUAAAUACAAAAAAUUCACAAGAACAAACCACGAGUUCAAUAGCUAAAUCCAAUGAAGCAACUGAAGUUGCUUCACAAACGGAAAUUAGUUCAUUGCCUAUCGAGACCAGUGACCAAAAUCCACAUGAUGUGUCUGAGAGUAUAACGAAAGAAAAAAUUGCUGCUACUACAACGGUGUCUUCUUUAGUUGAUACAGUUCCUACUAAAAUUCUUGUCACAGAUCCAGAGAUAAUAACCGUAUCUAAAUUAGCAUCAUUAAAUACAGAAAGUCAUUCAACAGAAAAUAUUGAAACUACAGAAUUUGUAUUAACUUCUUUUGGUUCAUCUGAAAGCGCUACAGAUGGAGUUGAGUUGAUUAAAAUCUCACCAGAUUCCGAUAAGAGUGCUGCCUUAAUUGUAGCAGGGGAGAAACCGAAAAAUAAUGUUCUUACAGAUUUUAUUAAUUUGGUAGGUGAUGUUGCGUCUAUCAGUGAUCAUACUGAUGAACCCAGUGUAACACGUCAUGUUACCGGUACCGCUAGCAUUUCUGAUUCAGAGGAAUUAAUACCCGUUAAUGCCGGUUAUAAAAGUAAAAAUAAUAACUGGAAUGUGAACUCUAUCACUGAAGUUCCGAUCAAAACUAAGAAUCAAGUGCAAGUAACGAAGCAAAAGAUUAUUGAAAUUGAAGACGAUGAUUCUGAGGGUAUCACAGAUGCUCCUCCACCACAUGAUAAAGUUGAGCCUACAACCCGAAGACCUAUUAUAGAUAACGUAUCUGACGAUAUGGUAGCAAAUAAAACAGAUAAGAAAGAUAUAGAAAUAAUAACACAAACUUACGUGCCAUCAGUUAACAGUCGACCUACUAAGAUAAUGAAGAAGAGUGAAAAAACAGUUUCCGAGGAGACAUCUCCAGAUAAUAGUUCUGUUUCGUUAUCCUCUGCGGAGACAGCAACAGAGAGCAAACUUGCUGCUUCAAGCGAGAUCACAACGUCUUCAGGAUUUGACACGUCUUCAGAAACUAGCCAGAGAAUAGAGGCUCUACCAUUGGAUGCUUCUAGCACAACGCAGUGA
Molecule: messenger RNA, 2766 nt
Organism: Galleria mellonella (greater wax moth)
Lineage: Eukaryota; Metazoa; Arthropoda; Insecta; Lepidoptera; Pyralidae
Exons: 5
Coding region: 1-2766 (921 amino acids)
Molecular function (GO): protein binding
Source: RefSeq, a predicted model, not a curated record